AUGCUGCCGGAAUCACUAUUGCGAAAUUGUUCUCCACAUAUGCUCGAAAUCUUCGAGAAGUCGAUAUCCGGAAGGGAUUUCGCUGCGGCACGUUUACUGCUACCAGUUCUUGAUGCCCUUCCGCAACUCACAAGUACUGUGAUUACUUCUGUAGUUGAUUUCGUGCUUUCACAGUAUCCUGGAGGUGAUUGGAGAAAAGCAGCUGACGAGGCGCUUGAGUCAUUAGAGUCUUUGAGUUCAAGAGUUGAUUUUUAUAAUGAAAACACAAUGAAGGAAGCUAUCAGAAAACUUAAAAAUGUUAUACCUAAUUGUAAACUUCUCGAAAAAUUAUUGACAUACCUUCUGCCAUCCUAA
Strongylus vulgaris is the source of this 354-nucleotide messenger RNA. The record is from the annotation of a GenBank genome assembly. NCBI's taxonomy places the organism in Eukaryota, Metazoa, Nematoda, Chromadorea, Rhabditida, Strongylidae.